Messenger RNA from Helianthus annuus (common sunflower), 1839 nucleotides. Its product is annotated as replication protein A 70 kDa DNA-binding subunit C-like. Gene Ontology annotation, molecular function: DNA binding. Gene Ontology annotation, biological process: DNA replication; DNA recombination; DNA repair. The transcript has 12 exons. Lineage: Eukaryota; Viridiplantae; Streptophyta; Magnoliopsida; Asterales; Asteraceae. The record is from RefSeq and is a predicted model, not a curated record. Gene Ontology annotation, cellular component: nucleus. The coding region runs from base 1 to 1839 and encodes 612 amino acids.
AUGGAGAACAAUCAUAUUACUAUGUUCAGGUCACUUAAUGCUCAUUCCACCAAUUAUACCAUCAAAGCUAAGAUCAUAUCUAUGUGGGAUAAAAAAAUGAAUGGUUAUGAUAACCAGAUCUAUCGUGUUGACAUGUUGUUAAUGGAUGAAGAGGGUGCCUUCAUUCAAUGUAGCUGUUUACAUAAGCUUUUCAAACGGUUCCUUAAGUUUUUGGUAGUUGAUGACUGUUUAUUGAUUCAUAAACCAUCUCUAGCCAAAGAUACAACCAAGAUUAAGGUUACCGGAAAAGAUCAGAAGCUAUCUUUUUAUGCUUUCACGUCUGUUCUGAAAACUGAUAACUGGUCUGGUCCUCGGUACUUAUUUAAAUUCACUGAUUUUAAAUCUGUGUUGAGUAAAAAAAUUGAAGUGAAUACACCAAUAGAUUUCAUCGGUUAUUUGGUUGUCUCAUAUCCUAUUGAAGAUGUAAAUAGGAAGGAUGGAUCUAAAACAAAACGAAUGAGCAUUACCUUGAAGGAUCUCGAAGAUCAGAAGAUUAGUGUAACGUUGUGGGAAAAUUAUGCAAUCACUUUGUCAAACUACAUGAAUGACAAAAAUCGACCUGCUCAUGUGGUUAUACUUGUCCAUUUUGGAACAGUUAACAUAUAUCAAGGUAAAGUUGGCCUCACUAACAUGUUUGAAGCAAGUCGUGUCUUCAUAAAUUCUGAUAUUCAUGAGAUCAAAGAAUUCAAAGACAGAUAUCUUGAGAAGGAGUUUUCUAAAUCAUCUUCAAGUAAACAAUCAUGCUCACAAGUGAUAUCGAAUACAGAAGAUGAGUUUCUAAAUGCUGAAGAUUUUGUUUUGACCGGUUUUAUUGCUUCAAUUGAUGUGGAGAAAAAGGUUAUCAUUGUUGGUACUAUUAUAACUAUUUCAAAUGAUAAGCCUUGGUAUUAUUUAUCAUGCAAUGUUUGUAAGAAGCAAAUUGAAGAGAAAACUGAGUUGGUUGAAAGAGAUGAUGGCAGCUUUGACGUGUUGGAUGACAAGUCGUUUGAGUGUAUAAACCCAGAUUGUGAUGCUGUUGACAUUGUUUCUGUUCAUCGAUACAAGAUACCUCUAAGGGUUCAGGAUUCAACUGGAACCAUUUCCUGUACUUUGUUUGAUUAUGAAGCUAUUAAGCUUUUGAAAAAAACCUCGAAAGAACUGCUAGAUAUCUACUCAAAGGUUGACACUUCCACCGAAGGAUCGUUUCAAUCACUUCCAUCUGAGUUUGAUGUGUUGUUGAACAAAAAGUUUGCAUUCCAAAUCAAAAUCUCCAAUUUUAACAUUACCAACCAGGUUGAAAACUAUGGGAUUUCAAUGUUAUCUUCCGAUGAGGAUCUACUUUCUGCUCUGGAGAAAAAAUGGAAAUUUAAUGAGUCUGACUUGUCUAAGUCAAAUGUUCAAAGUUUGUCCGAUUCAGUUGGUAAUGUCAAAGGUUUAGGGAAGUUUCAGGAAUCUCAAUCUGUGAUGGGUGACAGCGUUACGCCAGAUCCUAUAGAUGGUAGUGAUCAAGAUGCGACGAAGUUCGAGAACAUUAAACGUAACCUGGAAGAUGUUUAUGAUGUUGAUGCUGUUGAUAGCUCUUCUACUAAACGUCGUAACAGUCCUGGGAAUGUUGAAAUAAACGAUGCUGAAAUGCUCCAAGACCAAGGUUUGUUCAUUUCUUCUUCUGUUUUGAUGGAGUUGUGGCCGCGUGAACUCAUUGAACUGUAUGGACUUCAUGAUCAACAUGCAAGUGAAGAGAACGUAAACGUUAUAGAGGAGAUGGUGGUUAUUGAAAAUGGUGAACGUACUAUUUAUCAAGUAUAUGAUAAUGACAAUUAG